AUGACUACUAUGAACGCUGUGGCUGAGGCAGUGCGCGAGGCUGCAGUAGCAGCGACUAGGGCUGUUGAACGUCUUGGGGUGAGAAACGGGAAUGAGAAUGAACAUGGAGAAGAUAGUGGAAAUGAUGAGAAUAACUUGGGGCAUCUCAAAAGACCUAUGACCCUUGAGACUUUUCUGAAGGUUAAAUCGCCUAAGUUUAAAGGUACACUCGUUGCGACUGAUGCUGACAAUUGGUUUCGAGCUAUCGAACGAUCACUGCGAGCACAGCAUGUUCUGGAAGGCCAACACGUAGAGUUCGCUACUUAUAUGCUGGAAGGAGAAGCUGAGCAUUGGUGGCAGGGGAUACAACGACUGUUGCAACAAGAUGAAGAAUAUGCCCGUAAGUUUGAUGACUUGUGCCGUUUCUCCAAGAUUUACCAAGGGAAUCCUGCUGAUUUUGAAGAAUGGAAGUGCUUAAAGUUCGAAGGGGGUCUUCGUGAGGAUUUGAUGAGUUCAGUAGUCCCAUUGGAGAUACGAGAUUUUGCUAAGCUGGUUAAUGAGUGUAAGUUAGUGGAAGAAUGUGCUAAGAAGCGAAGGAAUCCACAAGUUGGUAACGCUCCUGCUCGCCCUAUGGGUAGAAACGGAGGUAGACCAAGGCAGGAUACUGGUAAACGACCCCAACAGGCACAGGUGAAUACUGCAUGUAGGCAGUGUGGGAGAGAUCAUGGUAAUAGACCCUGCUUGUUUGGAAUAUCCAAGUGUUAUAUUUGUAAUGAACCAGGACAUAUGGCUAAGAAUUGCUCAAAGAGGUUUACUCAGAAUCCAGCGCGAACCCAGCAACAAGGUCGAGUGUUUGUUAUGAUUGCUGAUGAUGCUAUGCAAUCAGACGCCCUGAUCCAAGAAGUUAUUCUAGGAUUAGAUUGGUUAUCUAAGUAUCAUGUUUUCCUUGAUUGCUAUGAAAGAACUGCUAUUAUUCCAUCUAAUGGUUUAGAUAUUAAACCAUUUUUGUCUCAUACUUUAUAUCUGAAUUCUGUAAGAGUUACCUUAGACGGGAGUGAUUUUGAGGGGUACAUUCUGUUAGCGGCUAGCUCGAAUGACAGUGAACUAAGCUUAGAACGAAUCCGAGUGGUGAAGGAAUUUCCCGAUGUUUUUCUGGAUGACAUACUUGAGUUUCCUCCUCAGCGAGAGAUAGAAUUCAGCAUUGAACUAGUACCUAGAACCGGACCGAUUUCCAUAGCACCGUACCGGAUGUCACCAUUGGAACUUGCAUAG
Messenger RNA from Arachis stenosperma, 1251 nucleotides. RefSeq lists its product as uncharacterized. NCBI's taxonomy places the organism in Eukaryota, Viridiplantae, Streptophyta, Magnoliopsida, Fabales, Fabaceae. The transcript has 5 exons. Gene Ontology annotation, molecular function: zinc ion binding; nucleic acid binding. The record is from RefSeq and is a predicted model, not a curated record. Bases 1 to 1251 code for a protein of 416 amino acids.